GCGGUGCGGGGGGCGGGGCGAGGGCGUGGUCCGCGUGACGUCACCAGCCGCCGCGCCCAUCUCCCCCCGCCCACCUUCGACUGCGUCUCUCUCGCAACCUCGCUCCCACCACACGCCACUUUCCAGCUCCGGCUCAAGCUGCUCGCGCGUCUCCAGCUCCUCUCCGCGCUCCUCCAGAUAAAAUGGCUGUCCCACCAACCUUUGUUGACCUUGGAAAGUCUGCCCGAGAUGUCUUUUCGAAGGGUUUCGGAUUUGGUCUUGUGAAACUUGACCUGAAGACAAAGACUUCUAGUGGAGUGGAAUUCUCUACGAGUGGAUCAUCUAAUUCUGAGACUGGCAAAGUGAAUGCCAGCUUGGAGACCAAAUACAAGUGGGCAGACUAUGGCUUGAACUUGACGGAGAAGUGGAGUACUGAUAACACGCUUGCGACCGAGAUAUCAGUGGAAGAUCAGCUUGCCAAAGGACUUAAGCUGACAUUGGACACCACAUUUGCUCCUAACACCGGGAAGAAGAGUGGCAAACUGAAGUCGACUUACAAGCGGGAAUUUUUGAACUUGGGCUGUGACGUGGACUUGGACUUUGCAGGCCCAACUGUGAAUGGCGCAGCUGUGGUUGGCUAUGAGGGAUGGUUGGCUGGCUACCAGCUGGCAUUUGACACAGCCAAGUCCAAGCUGACCCGUAGCAACUUUGCCAUUGGAUACAAGACUGCUGAUUUCCAGCUUCACACUAAUGUGAAUGAUGGAACGGAAUUUGGAGGCAACAUCUACCAGAAGGUCAAUGACAAGCUGGAGACAGCCGUGGAUCUGGCCUGGACUGCGGGCAGUAACACGACCCGCUUUGGUAUUGCUGCAAAGUACCAGCUGGACUCAAACACUACUAUCAACGCCAAGGUUAAUAACUCCAGCCUCGUUGGCUUGGGGUAUACUCAGACACUUCGGCCUGGUGUCAAACUUUCACUGUCCGCCCUGCUUGAUGGGAAGAACAUCAAUGCUGGUGGCCACAAGCUCGGCCUGGGCCUGGAGUUGGAGGCUUAAAAGAGUGGCCUACACCAACUUGAGCUGUCUAGCAACGUUCUGCUGUACUUUACAAGGCAGUCAUUAUUUUAUAUCUGUGCAAUUAGCUUCAAAUUUAGUUAUCCCAUGUUACCUAGUGAACACUAGUUAACCUUAAUUCCCAUGUAACCCUAACCGUGUUUAUUCACGUAUGCAUUGCGUAUAUGUAUCCAUGUUUUAGAUUUCUUUAAAGCAUUUAAGUCCUUGUGUUCUUUAAGUUUGUGUAAAUGCAUAACCGUUUUUGGGAGCCUCUUGUAUAUCUUGGGAGUUAUUUUUUGCCUUUUUAAAAUAUGCACCUGUGGUUCAUUUGUGCAUGUUUCACUUUUCUGUUCUGUUAUCUGGUGGCAUAGUAAACUGCCAGGUGACCCUAACUGGCCUUCGUAGUUCUUUAUAAUUCACCUUGACUUGAUAAUAUUAAUUGCACACGUUAUAAAAAAAAUCUGCCCUGUAAGGUACAGCAUUGUCAUUUUACCCAAACAUUUUGCCAAUGCUGUUUCUUUGCUCUCCUCAGUUGGUGUAAUAAAUUAACGAACCUAAUUGGUAACUCUCUUGUGUAUUUUUUUGAAAGUUAACCUGAGGCUGGUUGUCACGAAGCCAUAAGCCACAACGUGUAUGCUUGUAUGUUCACAAUCUAUUACGUUUAAGUAACCAAUUUGCACAUGAAUUGGUCUACAUUUUGUGAAGAUGCAUUGCUUGCUGAAGUAUUGCCAAUCUCUUAAUUUUUAUUGCAAAGGUGUUUAAAUUUGGGUAUGAACAUUUGCCCUGUAAACAUUCAGUGGUGGAAUAAAAGCUGUCUUGUGUAAAAUUUAAGUUCCAAAUUCCUGUGGACUGUUUGGGAGCUUGUAACCUCGGUUAACUUCACAAUAAAAAAUAAAAGUGCA
This is a messenger RNA of Lethenteron reissneri (Far Eastern brook lamprey), 1933 nucleotides long. RefSeq names its product voltage-dependent anion-selective channel protein 2. Gene Ontology annotation, biological process: monoatomic anion transmembrane transport. Lineage: Eukaryota; Metazoa; Chordata; Hyperoartia; Petromyzontiformes; Petromyzontidae. Gene Ontology annotation, molecular function: voltage-gated monoatomic anion channel activity. Gene Ontology annotation, cellular component: mitochondrial outer membrane. The record is from RefSeq and is a predicted model, not a curated record.